AUGGCGACGCACUCAGCUGAAGCGCACCGUCCUGGGUCGCCCACCAGCCCCCUCGAAGCGCUGCCCCGAUCGGCCUCCGCCCCUCAACUCCCGAGCUACAGCACGCUGUAUGCCGGGCUGCCUUUGUCAAUCCAGGAAGACUCCCCGCUUGGUUUUAGCGUCUUCGACAACCUUCCCUCGGGCAGUAACUUCAACUUUCCCCCCCGUGCGCCAGGCGGUAACUUAUCCCCCCGGGCGCUGGGCGGUGAUUUAUCGCCCCGGGCACUGGCCGGUAGCUUUUCCCCUGGGGCACUGGGCGGAAAUCUCUCCACCCGGGCGCUCCCACCCUUUCCUCCGGGCGGAAAUUUAUCCCCCCAGGCGCUCUCACCGUUUUCCCCGGGCAGAAAUCUGUCCCCCCAGGCGCUCUUACCAUUUCCCCCGGGCGCCAACUUGAACUUUUCCCCCGGGGCGCUGGGCGGUAGUUUGUCCCCCCCGGCGCUCUCACCUCUGUCCCUGGAAGCCCUGACCCGCUCCCCGGGGCAAUACCCCGAGGCAGACGCGAUUCGACGCCACGAUAGGUAUCCGGAGCUGGUCGGCCGGUUGAUGGACUGUUUGAAAGUCGGCGCGUCGGAAAACGAGAUCCGACGGCUAGACGCGCAUCGGCGGUGCCUGGUGGAGGAGUCCCGGGGGCGGGCGGCGGGGCAGGGCGCGAGCGCGCGCGAGCCCGGGUUAGAUAAGGUUAUGGAGGUCACGUGCCAGCAGCUCGUGGCGCUCAAGCAGCAGCUGCAGCAGCCGUUCGACGACGCGAACGCGUUCUGCAGUGACGUCGAGCGGCGCCUCGCGGAGAUCGGGCUCUCCCGGGCGACCAAGAAGCCGGGCAAGCGGAGGGAGAAGUCGCCCUCGCUGACGCCAUGGAAGGGCCUCGAUCUGGAGGAAGAGGAGCCGGCCGCGGGUCCAGCCGACGCGGGCGCCGCGGGAGUCCUGGCCCUGGUGGGCGCGGCCGGCCCGGCCGACAUGGGCGCGCUCAAAGCGCGCAUGAUCGCGCUGCACGGGCCCGCGAUCGCGCGCAUGGACAUCGACACGUGGAAGAAGGAGCCGAAGGCGCGCCUGCCGGCCGCCGCGAUCAAGGUCAUGCGCGGCUGGUGGGCCAAGCACCAGGACUCGCCGUAUCCUGCGGAGAACGAGAAGCAGCGGCUGGCGAAGCGCGCGGGCCUCGAGCUGCAGCAGGUCAACAACUGGUUCAUCAACGAGCGGAAGCGCCACUGGACCAAGGCCGAGCGGCGCGCGGAGCCGCGCCCGGCCGCGUCGCCGAAAGUGCGCGCCAAACCCCGGGGGUUUGCGAAGGCGAGGAAGCGGGGCGCGGUGGCGCAGGCGCCCCGGAUCGUCCUCGGGGGACACGUGGCGCACGAUGACGGGCAGAUGGUGAACAGUACAGCGUAUAUGCAGGGCAGGGGGCUACAGAUGGAGGGGCAGGUGUACAAUCAUUUGUGA
Molecule: messenger RNA, 1470 nt
Organism: Klebsormidium nitens
Lineage: Eukaryota; Viridiplantae; Streptophyta; Klebsormidiophyceae; Klebsormidiales; Klebsormidiaceae
Source: the annotation of a GenBank genome assembly